Messenger RNA from Acanthisitta chloris (rifleman), 1065 nucleotides. RefSeq names its product ras GTPase-activating protein 3. The annotation marks the transcript as partial. Gene Ontology annotation, biological process: regulation of GTPase activity. Lineage: Eukaryota; Metazoa; Chordata; Aves; Passeriformes; Acanthisittidae. The record is from RefSeq and is a predicted model, not a curated record. The transcript has 10 exons.
AGAUCAGAAGCCAAAAAGACUAAAGUUAAAAAGAAGACCAACAAUCCACAUUUCGAUGAAGUGUUUUAUUUUGAGGUUACAAGACCCAGUAGCUACAACAAGAAAUCCCAUUUUGAUAUUGAAGACGUCGAUGAAGUUGACAAAAUGGAGAUUAGGGUUGACCUUUGGAAUGCCAGCAACUUGAAGUUUGGUGAUGAGUUUCUAGGAGAACUGAGGCUCCCUUUGAAGUUUCUCCGACAGUCUAGUUCUUAUGAAGCCUGGUAUUUCCUGCAGCCUAGAGAUAAUGGCAACAAGUCACUGAAGCCUGAUGACCUUGGUUCCUUAAGGUUAAAUGUGGUUUACACUGAAGACCAUGUUUUUUCCUCAGACUAUUACAGCCCACUCAGAGAUGUUCUGCUCAAAUCUGCAGAUGUUGAGCCUGUCUCAGCAUCAGCUGCACACAUUUUGGGUGAAGUUUGCAGAGAAAAGCAGGAAGCAGCCAUACCUCUUGUCAGGCUUUUCUUACACUAUGGCAGAAUUGUGCCUUUCAUAAGUGCCAUUGCGAAUGCUGAAGUGAAGAGAACUCAAGAUCCAAACACCAUUUUCAGAGGAAACUCAUUAACUUCCAAGUGCAUUGAUGAGACAAUGAAACUGGCAGGGAUGCAUUAUCUGCAAGUCACACUAAAGCCAAUUAUAGAUGAGAUCUGCCAAGUUCAUAAACCUUGUGAAAUUGAUCCUGUGAAAUUAAAAGAUGGUGAAAACCUGGAAAAUAACAGGGAAAAUCUGAGGCAAUAUGUCGAUCGUAUUUUUACUGUCAUUACAAAAUCUGGUGUGAGCUGCCCUACAGUGAUGUGUGAUAUUUUCUUCUCACUGAGAGAAUCAGCUGCCAAACGUUUUCAAGGUGACCCAGAUGUGAGGUAUACAGCUGUCAGCAGCUUUAUUUUCCUGAGGUUCUUUGCUCCUGCCAUUCUUUCUCCAAACCUCUUUCAGCUUACACCACACCAUCCAGAUCCUCAGACUUCUCGAACUUUGACACUUAUCUCUAAAACCAUUCAGACACUAGGCAGCUUAUCAAAAUCUAAAUCU